CUUAAAGCUGCUUCAGAGAAGCCAGGACAAGCAGAGGGAGAACAUCUUGAGCACAUAACAAAGUUAUUUAGGGGGAUUUAACACACAGCAGCUUCAGCGAUGCAUUCCCAUUCGGGUCUGAUCUUUAAAGCAGUCCUGGCUCUUCUGUUUCCGCGGCCGAGCAGCGCCGAGUCCGACCCAUUUCAAGCCGUCAACCCGAACGAAUCGGACGGAUGCCUCCAGCCUCCUCUCUCCGCGCUUCUCUCCCGCGGCGCCGCGUCCUCAGCCGUGACAGAUGAGAUCCUGGAGUCCAGCCGGGAGGCGCUGCUCGUCACGGAGCGCCGCUACCUGCGGACGGACUGGUGCAAGACGCAGAUGCUGAAGCAGACCGUCCAGGAGGAGGGCUGCCUGAGCCGCACCAUCACCAACCGCUUCUGCUACGGACAGUGCAACUCCUUCUACAUCCCGCGGCACACUUACCAGGACGGCGGCGUGUUCCAGGCAUGCUCCGCCUGCAGACCGAAGACGUUCAGCACCAUCACCCUCACGCUGUUUUGUCCGGGUCAGACGCCCAGCACGCGGAGGAAGCGGGUCCAGCGCGUGAAGCAGUGCCGCUGCGUAAACAUCAACACGGACUGAGCCACAGCUGGAUGACAGGACCGUCAAUAAAUCAAGAAAACGGCGUCAGGGUACCAGACUGAGGACACCUUGGAUGAUGAAACUUGACUGAACUGCUGUAGAGUCCAAAGCCGGCCCAAGGCAUGUGCGAGUUACCAGGCUGCUUGGGGCCCCAACACCACCACGGGGCCCCAAGAGCAACAUUUUAUUUUAUUUUGUAGUGAUGAAUUGUUUAAUUUUAAUUUAAUUUUGGGUUUUGUUACUUCUAUUCUGUUAUCAUCAAAACUAAAUGGAUAAUAAUACUUGAAAUUGAUCAUUCUCUGUGUAAAUGUUUCAGUUUCAGUAAAAAGUAGUUCAAAGUGGUAUUCUAAUUUAUUGAGCUGAUUUUUGUA
Molecule: messenger RNA, 989 nt
Organism: Poeciliopsis prolifica (blackstripe livebearer)
Lineage: Eukaryota; Metazoa; Chordata; Actinopteri; Cyprinodontiformes; Poeciliidae
Gene: grem1a
Product: gremlin 1a, DAN family BMP antagonist
Exons: 2
Coding region: 100-618 (172 amino acids)
Biological process (GO): animal organ morphogenesis
Molecular function (GO): receptor ligand activity; BMP binding
Source: RefSeq, a predicted model, not a curated record